This is a messenger RNA of Diceros bicornis minor, 5121 nucleotides long. It is a transcript of the gene CPLANE2, whose product is annotated as ciliogenesis and planar polarity effector complex subunit 2. The transcript is spliced from 7 exons. The record is from RefSeq and is a predicted model, not a curated record. Gene Ontology annotation, molecular function: GTPase activity; GTP binding. The coding region runs from base 154 to 1110 and encodes 318 amino acids. Lineage: Eukaryota; Metazoa; Chordata; Mammalia; Perissodactyla; Rhinocerotidae.
ACAGUCCCCCGGGCCGGUUCGCCCACGGGAACUGCUGCUGAUGAGGGCUGGGUGGCUCCGGGAGUCCGGAUCGAGGAAGUAAAGGAGAAGCAGGGCUGUGUGACACCCCCUGGAGCAUCCUGCCAUCUCCCUACCCCGUCGGGGUGCCCAGCCAUGGCCAGACCACCAGCCACGGGCUCGGUGAUUGUCCCAGACUGGCACGAGAGCACCGAGGGCAAGGAGUACCUGGCCUGCAUCCUGCGCAAGAACCGCCGGCGGGUGUUUGAGCCAGGAACAUGGAAACAGCCAAAACCCUGCCGGGAACCACUGUCACCAGAGAAGCUGUUGACUGAGCCCUCAGCCCACGCCAGGCCCUCUGCUGGGCACUUGACACAAUGGACUCCCAUUCAACCUUCUCAACAGCACGUUUUACAGACUUGUCCAAGAUCUAGCCUGCUCGAGCGACCAGUGCUGCCCCCGCCCGUGGCCAUAGACACGGCCAGCUACAAGAUCUUCGUGUCUGGAAAGAGUGGCGUGGGCAAGACGGCGCUGGUGGCCAAGCUGGCUGGCCUGGAGGUGCCCGUGGUACACCAUGAGACCACCGGCAUCCAGACCACCGUGGUAUUUUGGCCAGCCAAGCUGCAGGCCAGUGACCGUGUCGUCAUGUUCCGCUUUGAGUUCUGGGACUGCGGGGAGUCUGCGCUCAAAAAGUUUGAUCACAUGCUGCCGCCUUUCCAUCCCCAGGCUUGCAAGGAGAAAACAGACGCUUUCCUCUUCCUCUUCUCCUUCACCGACCGUGCCUCCUUUGAAGACCUCCCCGGACAGCUGGCCCGAGUAACAGGCGAGGCCCCUGGUGUUGUCAGGAUGGUCAUUGGCUCCAAAUUUGACCAGUACAUGCACACGGACGUGCCUGAGCGUGACCUCACAGCCUUCCGGCAGGCCUGGGAACUGCCCCUCCUGCGGGUGAAGAGUGUGCCAGGGCGGCGGCUGGCAGAUGGACGCACACUGGAUGGGCGGGCUGGGCUGGCUGACAUUGCCCACGUGCUCAACGGCCUGGCGGAGCAGCUGUGGCACCAGGACCAGGUGGCAGCUGGCCUGCUCCCCAACCCCCCAGAGAACACCGCUGGCUGAGGGGCGGUGGCAUCAUGAGCAGGCACCUGUGAUCCCCACUCCUGACCCUCAGGUGACCCAGAGCAGAGGGCAGGAUGCAGGGCCUAAGGCUGGGGCAGGAAUAUUGAUCUCAUCCUGAGGACUGGCCACAGUGGCCUGGUCAGGGAGGAUGGUGGCCUGAAAGGCUCCUGCCCCAGCAGCACUUGUCUGGCAGAAUUCAUGGCAGUGAGGUGGGGGCACAAGGCUCUGUAGGUCUGAGGGCAUCUAGGUGACUUCUGGUCUUCUCCCUCCGCCCCGGGGUCUAGGCUCUCGAAACUGAGGAAUUGUAUUGGCAGGGCCCCAGGGCUCAAAUGUCCCCCACAACCUCCUGCUGCCCUUCCCCCUUCACCCACCCUAGGGAGGGUGAUUGGGGGGAGGGAGUGCCUCUGGGCCCUGGACCUCAAGUGACUUUAAUCAAGAACCUGUAUUCGUUGAGGUAACACCAUCUGCUCUAGAUAAACCUUGAACUCUCAGUGGCUUACCUCUAUAGAAGUUUUUUUUCUUGCUUGUGCUCACCUCAGGUGGAGGUGAAGGUGGGUGUGGGGGCUCUGCUCCACGCACUCAUUCCGAGACCCAGGCUCUGAGAUCUUCAACACGUGGCUUCCCAGUUUGCCCUGGGGCAUCAGCAUCCAGUCAGCAGACAGGGAAUGAGUGCACUGGAAGGUCACCUAGGAGGUUUCUAGGGCCCUGGCCUAGGCUGCUGUGCCUCAUUUCUGCUCACAUUCCAUUGGCCAGCACCCAGUCACGUGGUCACACAGAGCUGUGGGAAAAAGCUGGGAAAUGUAGUCCACCUGUGUGUCCAGGAGGCCAGCCCCUCACUUGGUAGUACUUUCUUGAUCAUGAAGCUGUCAGGUUAGGCUUAGGAGAGGGGCCCUGCCAGCUUGCGGGAAUCAGAAAUCAUCAUUGGGCAGGGCCAGGGACCGGACCAGGUCGGGGUCAGGGCGUGAGUGAGCCUGACAGGCAGCUCUGCUGUGGGAGGCCAGCAAGGGCAGGGGCAGGAAGGUGAGGGAACUUGCCCUUUUUUGUGUCUCACCCCUGCCCCAUCAGCCAGAGACACUGAUGCAUGCAGGCUAAAGUGAGGCGGAGGGAUGCCGACAAAGGGGGCCUAAUACUUUCACUCCCUGAUGACACUCCAUCCAGCCCCAUAGAUGGCCCCCUGGGCUGAGGCCUGUCCUGAGUCUAACCCAGCUGGAAGGGCCCUGAGGGCCUAGGUCAGCCAGCUGACCCUCGGAGCUCCCUCUUGAGAAGCAGCCCCUCUGCACACUCCACACUCACACGCACGAUCAUGUGCUCACACGCACCAGCACUUGUCCUAAAACGCUGCCUACUCCUCCCUCCUGGCACCACAGGAGGCUCGUACACACCCACCCUGCUCACACUCCUGAGCACACUGUUGGCCUGCAAGGCGCUACUUACCAGUCUGUCCACCCUGGGCACUGCCCGGAGGUUUUUCAACCCUUCCAGCGCCUAAAGGACUGAUUUCAACACCUUCUUAUCCCCAACUCAGGUUCAGAGCUGAGACCUGAGUUUAUCCUAUGCCCCAGAGGAGGAAUGUCCCUGGGCAGGACCCCAAGCCUCACAGCCUGCACAGCCCACAGGGGGCUCCCGCUCCUGGACCAUAGACCUUCCCACUGCAGCGUUCAGCUCUGUUUCAGCCCGUUUCCCUCUGUUCUCAGCCCCAGUAGACCUUUCCCUACCAGGCAGAGCAAGGUGUGGGGGUGAGACGUGGUGAAGGUGGCCUCUGGGCCCGACUGUGACCUUCCAGCUACAGGUACCUGUGUUGUGCACACCAGCUACCCAGCAUCCCACCCAGUUAUCUCUGGGCUUAAAACUCCCCCAGAAAGGAAGUUUCCACAUCCUUCUUGGGCACCAUUUCAGCCGAGAGCCAGAAGGUUGCUUUGGAGAAAUAACCCAGAACCUCCCCACGGCAGGGCAGGCCAGUUUCUCCUGGUUAGCACUGCUCGCAUCAGAGAAUCGACCCCUCUCCCACUUUCCCCCCAAACCAAGAGGUGAACAGUUCCCUUGGCUGUCUCCCUGGCUAAGAACAAAGCGGGGAGGGCAAUGGGGUGGGACUUGAGGCCACUUUAGUAUUUAGUAGGCUACCCCCCAGGGGCCUCCACGGAGGGCAGAACUGGGAGCCUGAGGGAGGCGGGAGCUGCAGAGCCAUAAUUCUAGCAGCUGGUGGCUAUGCCUGCAGGGUGGUCUCUGGGCAGAGUCACGUGGAGAGUAAGAAGAGAAUGUGUGUACACGUGCGUGGAUUCAGGCCUGCUUCGGAGGCCUGCCACCUGAGCAGUGCACAGGGCCCCACACUCAGAGGAGCCCCACACCUGGUUUAAUGCUCUGCUGUUGCCAUCUCAAAAUUCUGGACACCGCAAAUUAUGUAGCAGGCCCCACGCAUGUUGCCCAGAGAGAGGGUCUGGGCUCCAGAUACAGCUCCUCUCUCGGGGCCUUGAAGACAGAGGCCACUUCUGUGGAGAGUCAGAAGGCCCCAGGAAGUCAGGAAGUUGCCUUCUCCCCAUUUUGGUGGCAGAAAUUUCACCAUUAGGUUAAGCCUCCCAGCAGCUCAAAGGCAAAUACCCCUCCACUCACCCCACCCUGUCAGGGGCCCUCGGGGCUCCCUGGAGGGAAGGGGUGAUGACCGUGCCCCUAGGCUGGUCUUAGAGGGACCUUUGGGAAAAAGGUAGCCAUGCCCGCUCCUCAGGGCCCUGGAGCCUCCAGACUUUGGGGCUCUGGAGGGAAGCCAGUAGGAGGAGGAACUGUCUUCUCCUGGGGUGGCGUUGGGGUUGUGCUGUGGCCCAGCCCUGCUGCUGUUUGUCCCAGAGUCAGGACUUCCCAACCACCCCCCCUUCCCUCCCCAAUCUGGGCUCUCAAGGAGACCCGAGCCCUUCCCUACAGACGGGGAGUGCUAUGGACUGAAUGUUUGUGUCCCCCCAGAUUUAUAUAUUGAAAUCCUAAUCCCCACUCUCAUGGUAUUAGGGGCCUUUGGGAAGUGAUUAGGUCGUGAGGGUGGAGCCCUCAUGAAUGGGAUUAGUUCUUUUAUGAAAGAGACCCCACAGAGCUCCCUAGCCCAUUCCACCAUGUGAGGACAUAGAAAGCUCUGCUAUAGACCAGGAGGAGGGCCCUCACCAGAAUGCGACUGUGCUUGUGUUAGUGCCUUGAUCUCAGACUUCCAAGAAAUAAAUUUCUGUUAUUUAUAAGCUACCCAGUAUGUGGUAUUUUGUUACAGCAGCCGCAACAGACUAAAGCAAAGAGGCGGAGGCCCAGGGAAGGACAGGCAUUUACCCAAGGUUGCAGAGCCGUGAAGCAGCCCCGAUGCUCUUAGCCCUCUGCACCCCCCUCCCUUGGACCAUCCUUCCCUCUCAUCCCCUAGCGCUGUCUUCUGGGUCCCGCCCCUCACAGGCCCCCACCUGGUCCUCCCUGCUUUUCCAACCAGAAGCCUGGGGCUGCCUGUACGAGGGGAAAUACGGUGCUGGCGCCUCCCUCCCUCUGCCUUUCCUUCCUUUUUUCUUCUCCCCCCACCCUUCCCAGGCCACGUGGAGCUGCUAAAUGAAACUCCUGCUUGCUGUCAGCAGAGCCUGGCCUAGAGGGCAACAAGGAGAAUCUCAGGUAGGUGCCUGGCCCCAGGAUGAGUAAGAGGAGGCAGGAGCCAGAUCUGCAAAGGCUGCUGGGCGGGUCUCCAGAGCCUUGGGUGUGUCCAGGGUUGGGGUGGGGCUUCCUGGUCAUGCCCUGGAUCUCCUUACUCCCCAGGCAGCCUGGUGCCAGCAGUGACCCCCACGUGCCAGGCACUGACUUGGGGGGAGUGCCCAGAUAGAGGCAGGGGGCUCAGGGCCCCGGACAGGUUGGAGUUAUGUGUAGGCAAAUCCCCAGAGGGCCAAGCUGGGGGUGGCGGGCAGGCCCCUCCCUGGCUGUGACCUCAGACCUGGAGGCUGGGACAGUGGCAGUUGGGGGAGUUGGUGUUCAACUCUAUUCUAGAAAAAAGGGGGGUGGAUCCUG